AUGACUUUGUCCUAUCGCACUGGGAGAUGCCUGGGUACGAGACGCUCGUUGUACGACUGCCGACUGCAGAGCAUCUCGAUAGCACGCUUCUCGCAAUGCCGCCUGUUGCGAAACAUUGACAACGCCGCAUCCAGCAACGCCGACUCGAACAGAACGUUGAAGACCGAGCAGGAGACGACCCAAGAUGGAAAAGAGCAACAGCCGAGAAAUCAAGCCGGAAAGCGAAAGAAUGGGAUUGGCAUACCUGCGCUGGCGAUAUUUGCGAUUGGCCUUCCUCUUGGAUGGUAUUUGAAGAAUCGAUAUAGUCAAGAGCGAGGAACAAGACUCUCAGAUCCGAGCGAAUUUGUCAAAUAUGCCCUGGUCGGAAAAGACAGUGUCUCCUCCACCUCUGCGAUAUUUCGUCUCAGACCCGCGUCCAACGUUGUCGUCGACCAAGAUGAGCCUACGUUGGAAAGAGCUAUCACAAGCGUCGAAUUCAAGCAGCCACAACUGCAAAUUGCGAGGUCAUAUACUUGCCUACCCCAGCAAGAUGGACAACAUAUGGACGAACUUCGGUUCUUGAUACGCAAAGAGCAGAAAGGUGAGGUAUCGAAUUUCCUCCACAGAUUGCCCAUCGGCUCAGAGAUUGAGCUCCGUGGUCUACAUGCUGAGUUUGUGUUACCAAACGAUGUGAACAGCGUGGUUUUCCUGGUGGGCGGUACAGGCAUUGCACCAGCAGUGCAGGCUACGGACAAGCUUGAUGGCCAAGCAGCCAUCCACAUUCUCUGGGCAAGCCGAAAGAGGGAGGACUGCAUCGGCGGAUACAAUGACACCACGCGGGCAAAGCAAGGCUGGAGCUGGUGGUCCCGAUCUCCUGCGGCUGUCAAGUCUGAUCAGCCCAUCGUAGGGACCGAGAAAGGUCCUCUGGUGUCUAUGCUAGAGAAACUCAAGCAAGAACCAGGAGUCGCAGAUGGUCAGCGUCCAGCCCUUUUGGUGGAUUACUACGUCGAUGAAGAAGGUGCCAUGAUCAAGCCCGAGGACGUCAAAAGGGUGUUGAGCACUUCAUCAAAGACAGGCAGCGCCAGCUCGCUCGGCAAGCGCAUCUUGAUUGUUUCUGGUCCAGAGGGCUUCAUCAGUCACUGGGCUGGACCUAAACAAUGGGCGAACGGCAAAGAAACCCAAGGACUUGUGCGAGGUGUCUUAUCGACCCUCGAUCUGGGAGGAUGGGAGGUGGUCAAACUCUGA
Messenger RNA from Lecanosticta acicola, 1224 nucleotides. The record is from the annotation of a GenBank genome assembly. NCBI's taxonomy places the organism in Eukaryota, Fungi, Ascomycota, Dothideomycetes, Mycosphaerellales, Mycosphaerellaceae.